Molecule: messenger RNA, 1417 nt
Organism: Botrytis deweyae
Lineage: Eukaryota; Fungi; Ascomycota; Leotiomycetes; Helotiales; Sclerotiniaceae
Exons: 2
Coding region: 1-1380 (459 amino acids)
Source: RefSeq, a predicted model, not a curated record
AUGAAAGAAUCAAAGAGCAGGCUGGAGUUACUUCCCGUUGAAGCAAUACAAGCUAUUCAGUGUCUCAUCGAAAACGUCCCUGAUCUAUUGUCCAUCAUUCUCACGUGCAAAGCCACAUACAACGCUUUCCUCUCAGCAGAGCAAUUGAUUCUUAAGCAAGUCCUGACUGAUGAGAUAGGCUCUGAGUUGCUAUCCGAAGCACUUUUAACUGCUUCAAUUUCACGCCAGACACCUGUCAGAGAUGAUGUCCUCGACGAAUACGAUAAUUAUUUUGUCGAGAAUGGUCGAGAUAUCGAGCUUAAAGCCUAUUCCAAUUUGCGACUUUGUGAUGCGCUAUUCCUAAGUGAACUCCAUUCUCAUGUUGUUUAUUUCACGAACGAUUUUAUAUCGAAAGCCUUUGCAUCUUCAAUUUUCACAAAAAACAUCCCAAUAGCUAUGUGGCAACUUCCUGCCUCAGAUGAGGAAAAAAGGAGGAUUCAACGAACUUUCUACCACUUGCAAAUCUAUUGUUGUGUAGUUUACGGGGGUUUUAGCGAUCAUUUACAUUUAGAUCAGAACAGAAUCUUCUUCAAUCAUUUCUCAGUCUGGGAGAAUGAACAGUUAGCUUGCGUUCACGAUUAUAUGUUUCGCAUCAUUGCUCCUGGCUUCGAUGAGCUCGUCGACCAUGAUGUGGAAUGGGCCGAAUGCAGGAUGCAGUACGCUUCUUUUGACGAUCCAGAAUAUAUCGAGCCCCUAAUUGCUCGUGGUCUUUUUGCAAUCCGUGACAUGCUCGAAGCGAAGAGCUACGAACAAAUUUGCAAAGCCUACUGUCAAGAUUCUCCGAAGCAUUCGUCACAUCUCCUUGAUCAUGGGCUUAGGAAUUCCACAGAUGGUAGUGGGGAAGAUGAAUUGUAUCAUUGGCUUGAGGAUUAUUCCAACGAAGAUGAUGAUAAAUAUGUCAAUAAGUCUGUAUGGUGUGAUGAUGAUGAUGACAAGGGACCUGAACUUGUAUGGAGGUGGGCACACCAAUUAUUCAAUAGUAUUGAGUUUGUUUUAUGCGAUAAGCAUAGAUUUGAGCGAGAAUGGGGUUAUGUGAUGUGGGACCAUAGUCGACUUCUAGAAUUGCGUGUGAUGGAGAACGAAUGGAAGAUGACGGAAGAUGCUGAGAAGGGUAGAGGAUCACGACCGUCAAAGGAAUCUAUGGACAGGAGGGAGAAAAUAUAUCUCGCUGGUGGUAGGGGAUGGUGGACUGCUGAGGACGAGAGCAAAGUAGUUUGGCCACACGGUUGUGCGCCAUGGGAUAAACCUAAAGAGCCUGAUAGAUGGGACUCGAAAGAUGGAAGAUCAAUUGAAGAGGCGAAGGAGUUCCUGAAGAAAUUGAAACUACCUACCUUGAGAUAGGUUUCUCUUUUCUCACGACGCAAACUAACUACUAGGU